This is a messenger RNA of Larimichthys crocea (large yellow croaker), 536 nucleotides long. Its product is annotated as ubiquitin-60S ribosomal protein L40. The transcript is spliced from 5 exons. Lineage: Eukaryota; Metazoa; Chordata; Actinopteri; Sciaenidae. Gene Ontology annotation, molecular function: protein binding; structural constituent of ribosome. The record is from RefSeq and is a predicted model, not a curated record. Bases 89 to 475 code for a protein of 128 amino acids. Gene Ontology annotation, biological process: translation. Gene Ontology annotation, cellular component: ribosome.
GAAGCCGGCCGGAGGAAGUGACGUAUUUCAGCGUCAGCCUCUUCCGCUCUCUUUUCGUUGAGGCUCAGCUAGAGGCCGGCCUGCAAACAUGCAGAUCUUCGUGAAGACAUUGACGGGGAAGACCAUCACCCUUGAGGUUGAGCCCAGCGACACUAUCGAAAAUGUCAAGGCAAAGAUCCAGGACAAGGAAGGAAUUCCCCCUGAUCAGCAGCGUCUGAUUUUCGCCGGCAAACAGCUGGAGGAUGGACGCACACUGUCGGACUACAACAUCCAGAAAGAGUCCACUCUGCAUCUGGUUCUGCGUCUGCGUGGUGGCAUCAUCGAGCCUUCACUCAGACAGCUGGCCCAGAAGUACAACUGCGACAAGAUGAUCUGCCGCAAGUGCUAUGCCCGUCUGCAUCCCCGUGCCGUCAACUGCCGCAAGAAGAAGUGUGGACACACCAACAACCUUCGCCCCAAGAAGAAGCUGAAGUAGAUAUUUCAACUGAAUUGGCUCUUAGUGCCAUUUUGUGUUAAAAUAAAUGUAAGAAAACAAU